AUGGCGGCCUUGAGCAGAUUCAUCUCCGGACUCUCCGACAAAUAUCACGCCUUCUUCAGAACCCUCAAAAAUCCAAAGGACUUCCAGUGGACAGAAGAGUGCGAAUCCGCUCUCCAUAAGCUAAAGGCGCAUCUCACCACUCCUCCUCACCUAUCCAAGCCACUACUCGGUGCGGUCUUGCUGUUAUAUCUAGCAGUCUCGGAACACGCCGUAAGCGUCGUCCUAAUACGCGAGGAGGGAAGCAAGCAUCUACCAAUCUACUACGUAAGCAAGGCUCUCCUGGAUGCGGACACCCGCUAUUGCCAUCUAGAGAAACUGGCCUUAGCUCGUAAGCUACGACCCUACUUCCAGGCUCACCCAAUCGUGGCCGUCACCUCCUUCCCUAUAAAGUUGGUUCUCCACAAACCCAAAGUCUCCGAACGCCUAGCUAAAUGGGCUUUGGAAUUAGGGGAGUACGACGUAAUCUUUCGACCUGCCACAGCUUUAAAGUCACAGGUCCUAGCAGACUUCGUGGCUGAAUUCUCCCCAGCUUUACUCCCAGCUUUGGAGCAAGAAGUAUGCCUUCGAAGCGAAACCAAUGAAGAGGGAGAAUGGAUCCUGCACGUUGAUGGAUCCAGCAACGUUAGAGGAGCCGGAUUGGGAAUAGUGCUUACCUCGCUGACAGGGAACACGGCCUCAAGGGCCAUGAGAUGCAACUUCAAAGCAACCAACAACGAAAGCGAGUACGAGGCCCUAAUCGCAGGACUAACUCUCACCCAUCAAAUGGGGGCUGAAAAAAUCCAGGUCUUCGGCGACUCCCAGCUAAUAAUCAACCAAGUACAGGGAGAGUACCAAGCUAAAGACGACAGCAUGAUCCAAUAUCUGGCAGUCGCCCAGCGGCUGAUCAAGAAGUUCAAGAGUUGCAAGCUCACUCAAAUCCCCCGAAAACAAAACUCACAAGCCGAUGCCCUGGCUAAUUUGGGGUCCGCUCUCGAAACACACAGCCAGAUGAGCAUACCCUUGCUUGUGCUUCAAUGGCCAACCACCCUGGAGGAACCCCCGUCAGAGGAGGUCUCCGCUGUCGAAGAAGGCGAAACCUGGAUGACCCCCCUAGUCCGGUAUCUAGAGACUGACAUUCUCCCGGAAAAUAGUAACGAGGCCAGAAAAAUUAUGAAGCAAGCCGUAAGGUACUGUAUCUCUCAGAAGAAGCUAUACCGGAGAUCCUUCUCUCGCCCGUACCUAAGGUGUGCCACACCUCGAGAAGCCGCUGGAAUCCUUGUAGAACUACAUGAAGGAGAUUGUGGAUCCCACUCUAGCGGUAGAAACCUAGUGCUCAGAGCCAGAAGGGCAGGUUACUACUGGCCCACGAUGGCCGCCGACGCCGACAUACAAACCAAACACUGCGACCAGUGUCAGAGGCACGCUCCAGUUUCUAAGCUUCCUCCGGAGAACCUCAAGUCCAUAAGUUCACCGUGGCCCUUCAGAAAGUGGGGCAUGGACAUAGUAGGGAAAUUUCCUAUGGUGCCGGGGCAGAAGGUCUUCCUUCUGGUAGUCACUGACUACUUCUCCAAAUGGGUCAAAGCAGAAGCACUCAGUCGGACAACAGACCUCCAGAUCCUCAAAUUCCUGUGGACCUACGUAAUCACUCGGUUCGGGGUCCCCCACGAGAUCGUCACCGACAAUUGA
Molecule: messenger RNA, 1665 nt
Organism: Brassica napus (rape)
Lineage: Eukaryota; Viridiplantae; Streptophyta; Magnoliopsida; Brassicales; Brassicaceae
Exons: 1
Coding region: 1-1665 (554 amino acids)
Biological process (GO): DNA integration
Molecular function (GO): nucleic acid binding; RNA-DNA hybrid ribonuclease activity
Source: RefSeq, a predicted model, not a curated record